This is a messenger RNA of Miniopterus natalensis, 1926 nucleotides long. The record is from RefSeq and is a predicted model, not a curated record. NCBI's taxonomy places the organism in Eukaryota, Metazoa, Chordata, Mammalia, Chiroptera, Miniopteridae.
UGGCACUGCUGAUGUGGGCGAGGGGAGAAGGCUUUGCUCUGUUCUCCCCGUGAGCAGGGAAGGGACCCUUUGGCCCCCCGGGGGACUUGCCCGCAGCUUCUGUGCCCAACGCGUCGGUGGGGGAGCGUGGAAGAUGUUAAGGUUUGCCUGUGAUUCCCUUUCUCCAGGGCACCUGGAUGACGACGGAUUACCGCACGGGUUCUGCACAGUCACCUACUCCUCCACAGACAGAUUUGAGGGGAACUUUGUUCACGGAGAAAAGAACGGACGCGGGAAGUUCUUCUUCUUUGACGGCAGCACCCUGGAGGGCUAUUACGUGGACGACGCCCUGCAGGGCCAGGGAGUUUACACCUAUGAGGAUGGGGGAGUUCUCCAGGGCACCUAUGUGGACGGAGAGCUCAAUGGUCCGGCCCAGGAAUACGACACGGACGGGAGGCUGAUCUUCAAGGGACAGUAUAAGGACAACAUUCGGCAUGGAGUGUGCUGGAUAUAUUACCCAGAUGGAGGCAGCCUGGUAGGAGAAGUCAAUGAAGAUGGGGAGAUGACUGGGGAGAAGAUAGCCUAUGUGUACCCUGAUGAGAGGACUGCGCUUUACGGGAAGUUCAUUGAUGGAGAGAUGAUAGAAGGAAAGCUGGCUGCCCUGAUGUCCACUGAGGAAGGCAGGCCUCACUUUGAGCUGAUGCCUGGAAGCUCGGUGUACCACUUCGAUAAGUCGACUUCAUCUUGCAUUUCCACCAACGCUCUUCUUCCAGAUCCGUAUGAAUCAGAGAGGGUUUAUGUUGCCGACUCUCUCAUUUCCAGUGCUGGAGAAGGGCUGUUCUCAAAGGUCGCAGUGGAACCUAACACUGUUAUGUCUUUUUAUAAUGGAGUCCGCAUUACACACCAAGAGGUGGACAGCAGGGACUGGGCCCUCAACGGGAACACCCUCUCCCUUGACGAAGAAACGGUCAUCGACGUGCCUGAGCCCUACAACCAUGUGUCCAAGUACUGUGCCUCCUUGGGACACAAGGCAAAUCACUCCUUCACUCCAAACUGCAUCUAUGACAUGUUUGUCCACCCCCGUUUUGGGCCCAUCAAAUGCAUCCGCACACUCCGAGCAGUGGAGGCCGACGAGGAGCUCACCGUGGCCUAUGGCUACGACCACAGCCCCCCGGGGAAGAGCGGGCCGGAAGCGCCUGAGUGGUACCAGGUGGAGCUGAAGGCCUUCCAGGCCACCCAGCAGAAGUGAAGGGCCUGGCUCUGGGCCGCGGAGGCCUGGAAUAGAAACUUGGAUCUAUGCACUACGUUUAUCCGACUACGGGACAACCAGGGGCUGCUCGUGCUGUGACAUCACAUCCUCUCACUCUGCGUUCGCAACGACUUUCUCGCAUACUAACUAGGUUUGACUGUAUUACUCAUACCAGACUUAAAAUUAGCUAGCCUUGCAGCAGCGUCCUACUGAGAGGCAUUGUCGAGCACUUGACAUAGACGGCAAGAUGUUCUUGGGUGGCUCCAGUCUAAAUCUGGACCACAUUCAGAGAUGCCAAAUGAUAGACUGAAAAAGGGAAAGGGGGUUUUUUCAGUCACUUUUAGUCAGUGGUUUUUCCAUGAUGUUUUUUCCUAUGGCCAAUGCAGAGUGUGUUGCUAUCACGCCUGCAGUUGGGCCGUAUGGGAGAGAAUUACUACAUUUUUAUGCUCUAAAUGUAGUAUAAUUUGCCUUUUAACCUUUGAUCUGUAUCUUGCAAUAGAAUGUCUUUUUUUUCCCCCUAACGAACAGAAUCCCACUUUUGAGUCAUUUCACCCCUCGGUCCUGUUCUCUAUCUUAGAUAACCUUUUAUAAGAGAAAACUCCCAAAUGGAUUUUGUGUCAGUGCCAGUGUGUAGGUCUCUCUGGCUCUUUCUAUAUCAUUCUUUCAUUAUUAUGUCCUAAUAUAAAGAACUUGGCUCA